CAGAGCACAGAGCCUAUAUACCCUUCAACCGUGACUCCGGCGACUUUCCGUCGCCUGCAUUUUGCCCGACUGAAGGUUCACGAGAAAAAAUGAGCAUGACAAGCUUAAAAAGUAUGUUGGCUCAAGCAGCUGUUAGAGGAGUUACAGAGGCAAGAGCAGCGAUAUUUGGUCAUGUACUUAACCCAACUGGUCAAAGAUCCGCCCACAAGAUUUUACGCAAGAAGUUCAUUGGUGAAAAAGUUGCGUCAUGGUAUCCAAAUGACAUCCAAAAGGAGGACCCUCUUGUUGUGGCACGCAAAGAACAAGAUCGUUUAUCAAAACUUGAAAUGUUGAAGCGUCGAGGAAAAGGAGCCCCUAAGAAAGGACACGGAAAGCGUGCUGCUAAGCGCAAUAAAUAGAAAUCAAUAUCCAAUAUUGAACGUUUCUUUUGAGGUAUAAAACGAAGCGGUUGCUACUAUUUGCCUGAUUUUAAUCGUUGUUUGAAACAAAUGUUCAAAAAAUAUUAAAAUUUGUGUAACUGGUGUAGUCCCCCUUUAACUGUAUCUUUUUACUCAUCUCUACCAUGAAAAAAAAUAUGAAAGACGUCUAGGGAUUGUUGUAACGUUGAUUAACGUCACACAGUAACAGAGAUCAAGGACGACGUUGUAUA
Cynara cardunculus var. scolymus (artichoke) is the source of this 649-nucleotide messenger RNA. Its product is annotated as 28S ribosomal protein S33, mitochondrial-like. Gene Ontology annotation, cellular component: mitochondrion. The transcript is spliced from 3 exons. Lineage: Eukaryota; Viridiplantae; Streptophyta; Magnoliopsida; Asterales; Asteraceae. Bases 90 to 398 code for a protein of 102 amino acids. The record is from RefSeq and is a predicted model, not a curated record.